AUGGCACCAGAGCAUCACAAGCGAACUCGUACUGAUUUAAUAGUAGAUAAUGCCAUAUCUGGACAUCAAACAUUGAACUCACCAUACUCUGAUCAUUUAGAAGCAUCUAAUUUAAAUGGUUUUAGCCAUCCAACUCAAUCACAGGUCUCUGUCAAGCACUUGUACUCGAAAAGUGAUGAUUUUUCAAGCGACAGUGAGGUUGAUUUGUCCGAAAAACCCAUUGGCGAGUUGAAUGCAUUGCUAAAAUUAGAAAGUUUUCGAUUAUCAAAGUUUACUAAAAAGAUAAGACAAUCUACUCGAACCAUUACAAAAUUAUCACAGGCAAUUGAAAGACUAUCUUUAGAAAAGCAAAAUACUUCCAGCGGGGUUGAUUCUGCCUACUCACAGGCAAUAGCCACUAUUCCUACUGACAAGAUAGUGUCAACACAAUCACCUCAUAUCAGGACUUCUUUAACUGCUGCAUUGCUUCCUGUAACAGUUUCUCCUUUAUCUGCAUAUAUACAAAGUUUUGAUAAUACAACAUCACGCCUAGAAAAACUAUCGCAUGUACAACAUGAAGCAUUGUUUCAAGAAAUCGAGGAAGCCGAAUCAUCUACUAUCUCUUCGAUUAGACCAAUGGUUGAGAGCGAUGUGCAAGAUAAUUGUAUUGCUAUAAUUCCUCAGCGAUCAAAGUCUAUAACUAGUUGCACUAAAAGCUCAGAGGAUCGUUCAACUUUUCGUCAUAACGAACUGUUUGAACAACUGCAGCAAUCGCACGCAAGUUCUUCAAUGGAUCGUGAUGCUAAACCUGAUGCCAUUCAAGAAAUUCAAUUUCCCGUAAAUUCAAAAAAACAAAAGGCAUCUGCUGAACUAAAUACUGAAUGGAUGAUCAAAAGGAAUAGUAGCGCUGAGCUUAUGACUGAGAUCAAUUCUCAUAGCUUAGGAAAAUUUGAUCGUAAGCCACGGACUCUGCUUCUUCCUCCUGAAAAUCCCGAAACACUCUCUGAAAUUGCAGUCACUUCAACUUUAUCUGGUUGCAUACAAUGGUGGAAUAUCAAAACAAGACAGAAUAUUUACACUAUCGAAGGCGCAAUAAUGCGCAAUGGAUGGGCUGAAGAUAUGUGCUGGAUCAGUCCUAAUACUUUGGCGGUUGCUUCAAGCCCACAACUCUCAUCGUCCCGAGCAAACAAUCGUAUCAAUCAUCAAAUCGCACUAGUAUAUAAUUGCCGCAUUUCUAAGCAAAGUGUGCAUGAUUCAGGCUCUUUGGAUUUUAAAAUACAGCAUCUCAAAGAGAUGCCACACGACAAGUCCAUAUCCACCAUAUCUCCCAUGUCGCCUAUUGGAAAUCAGACAAGAUGGGUUUCGGCAGGCGCUGAUAAACGAAUAUUUCUGUGGUCGUUUGAAAAUCAGUUUACCGGAAAGGAACGAAAAUACAACAACAUCAUCUAUCGCAAUCUUCAUAAUUUGCAUACAAGCAAUAUUCUCUCAGUUUACCCCCAUCCUUCUCAAGAUGUUAUAUAUUCUGGUGGAUUGGAUCAUCGGUUGGUUGGCUGGUCAUUAGGUGCCAAUUGCAGCACACUUUGCUCCAACAAGCAAUUCUCGGGUAUCCGAGAUAUAAUAGGUAUUCCUGGACAGCCAAAUAUGCUGUUACUUGGGUUUAUGGACUAUGAUAGUCAGAUCAAAGUACUAGAUCUACGGUCUAUGAAAUUUAGUCUGAGUUUAUCAAGUGCGAUGAGUAGUGCGGACAGCACGUCGAUACAGUCAACCUCGAUGAAAACAGAAAGGCAAAUACAGUCAAAAUAUGCACAUGCAUCUAUCCACCCUAAUGGAUACAUGGUUUCUCUUGGCCAGAGCGCCAACAAUGGUAUUAAUAUUUGGGACUUGCGAUAUUCCCAGGUCAAUUCACCUACUCAGACUCUACGCAUUCAUGAUAAUCGGGUGAUUGUAGCUAGAUUUUUUGAAGGAUUUGAGCGAUCGUCACUCGUUUCCAUGUCUACAGACAAUACUCUUUCUGUUUCAGACUAUAAACUAUCUUGA
Batrachochytrium dendrobatidis JAM81 is the source of this 2016-nucleotide messenger RNA. RefSeq lists its product as uncharacterized. The transcript has 7 exons. Gene Ontology annotation, molecular function: protein binding. The coding region runs from base 1 to 2016 and encodes 671 amino acids. Lineage: Eukaryota; Fungi; Chytridiomycota; Chytridiomycetes; Rhizophydiales. The record is from RefSeq and is a predicted model, not a curated record.